Molecule: messenger RNA, 2089 nt
Organism: Balaenoptera musculus (blue whale)
Lineage: Eukaryota; Metazoa; Chordata; Mammalia; Artiodactyla; Balaenopteridae
Product: noncompact myelin-associated protein-like
Exons: 1
Coding region: 5-313 (102 amino acids)
Biological process (GO): regulation of myelination; peripheral nervous system myelin formation
Cellular component (GO): paranode region of axon; Schmidt-Lanterman incisure; plasma membrane
Molecular function (GO): structural constituent of myelin sheath
Source: RefSeq, a predicted model, not a curated record
CGAGAUGACCACAGCUACCCCUUUGGGGAGUACCACCUUCUUCUCAUUGAACAUGACCACCAGAGGAGAAGACUUUCUGUACAAGAGUUCUGGAGCCAUCGUUGCUGCCAUUGUGGUGGUUGUCAUCAUCAUCUUCACCAUGGUUCUGAUCUUGCUAAAGACGUACAACAGGAAAAUGAGGACAAGACGGGAGCUGGAGCCCAAGGUCCCCAAGCCAGCCUCCCCUUCUGCCCUGGGCCCAAACAGCAACAGCAGUCAACACCCUGCAACUGUGACCUUCAGCCCUGUUGACGUCCACGUGGAGACUCGGUGACCCCCCAUCCUGGGUGCUGUCUUGGCCACUGUCCAAAGAGCCUUCAGUCAAGACCAAGAAGCACAUUUCUCCUCUGGCAGCUUCACUAUGAGUUUGUUCCGGUCAGGUCAACAGGGGCAUCUCUUAUGCAAUCCCUGAUGCUUCAGGCAACCCCCAACCCCAUCCUGCCGGGCCCCACCCCAGGUACGUCCAUAUGCCUGCUGCCACCCUUCCAAAAAGCUGUGCUAUUUUGGGAAUCCACUGCUGUGGGUUUAGUUGUCUCCCCCCAAACACAAUAGCUAGACAGACAGGCAGAUAGCCCAGGAGUCUUCUGGUCAGGAGUCAGGGGUCAGGGCAUGCUCCUGAGAGGGUCUGCCUGAGGUCAUAUCAGAGGAAGAGCCAUAUCCACAGCUUUGUAGAGCAAAAUAGUCAAUCCCAUAAUCAGGCAAAGGGGAACUAACUUGGACUAACUCACCAAAAACCCAGCUUGUUAAUUUAUAACUUGUUCCAGUGCUGAAUGACCGCUAGCUAGCUCAUGAUGAUUGAUCAGCACAUUUCUCCCUCUUUAAGAAAGGUUUUGGGAAAAACUGGAUUCUUCUCCAAAGGUGUCUACUUCUUUAGUAAAGAGUCAAAGUCAAAGACAUAGGAUGACCUUGAGGAAGAAUGGCAUCUAGGAUGAAAGCUUGUUGUAGUGUCCAUGGGCCUGGAAUGAGCCUGGUGUCUGGUCAGGGCCCCUCCCCCCCCACCCCCCCCUGGGGGCUGGAUUAACCUUGACUCAGUCUCAUUUCUUGGCUUCCCUCUAUUUGGAUUCUGAGCAAUCCUCACUCUCCAGUUACCAUCUUACCUCCAAGGUCCAGUAUUUGGAGACUGAUUAGAUUACGACUCUAUUUAUGUUACCUCUGCCCUUCCUGGUCACCUUGCAAAGAUUCAGGGUAUAUUCAAAGUACCACAUUCACAAACCAUUCCUCUGGACAGAACUCAUCUCUUUGACACUUUAGCCUGGAGAACAAUCUACUGAAAGAGGAAAGCAUUUUGGAAUUAAGAAGACCUGCCUUCCAAGCCCUAUUUCCUGGUUUUGUGGCCUUGGGAAAGUGACUUGACCCUCCAUAUUCUGUUUCCUAACAUGAAAUGGGAAUAACGUCUGCCUCACUGGGUGACUGUAACAAGCCAAGGACUUAGUAAAGCAGCUUAGGUAGUGCCUGGCACCCAGCAGAUGCUUUAUAAAUGGAAGCCAGCAUUAUUAUUACGAAUUUCUUCCAUUGUAAGACAUACACUUGUUCCCAUUUUAAUGAUUCUGAAAUCAGAAUAUGUCCUAAAAUUGAUGGGUCCACUAAUAAGGUUGCAUUUUUUUCUCUCUCUCUCUCAAAAAGCUUUUUUUUUAGCCAGUUGUGCAUUUUACAAUUGAAGGCAUCUUGGAAACAAGGUAAUAAAUCUGUAUUCUGUUACAGACAGUGACACACUCUGACAUUUAACCUUAAAUUCUAGGAGUGUCUCCUUCUGAGGGAAAACUGAGGGUCAGGAGGUAAGAAGACUGACACAGGGUCACACAGUUCAUGUCAUCCCACUAUAAAAAUGCUCACUUGAAUGUAUCUGGAGAAAUACAGGCAAAUUCUUUCUCCCCAGACAUCUCUUCUCCCUCCUAUGUUUAAAUAUCCACCAGACACUUUGCAAGGUGCUUUUACAUAAGUUAUGUCAUGGGAUUUAUUUUUCCCAAUAACCCUGGGAGGUAUUAUUUUUCCCAUUUGCCAAUGAGAAUUUCAAACUCAAGAAGAAAAAAUACUCGCUCAAAGUCUCACC